AUGGAUGAAAAAGCAGCAAACAAUGACGUGAUCAACAGGCUGGUGACUGAACUUGGGGAUGAGACUGAUGUAGUUAGAAAGAGUGCAUGUGCAGCUCUCGAGAAGAUGGAUGAAAAGGCAGCCACCGAUGACGUGAUCAACAAGCUGGUGACUGCACUUGGAGAUGAAAAUUAUGAUGUGAGGUGGAGUGCAUAUGCAGCCCUCAGGACGAUGGGUGAAAAAGCAGCUACCAAUGAUGUGAUCAACAGUUUGGUGACUGUUGCACUUGGGGAUGAGAAUAAGGAUGUCAGCCUGGGUGCAUGUAAAGCUCUCGAGAAGAUGGGUGAAAAAGCAGCCACCAAUGACGUGCUCAACAAGCUGGUGACUGCACUUGGGGAUGAAAAUAAGGAGGUCAGAGUGAGUGCAUGUGAAGCUCUCAACAAGGGUGCAAAAGCAGCAGACAAUGACGUGAUCAACAGGCUGGUGACUGCUAAUGACUGA
Messenger RNA from Didymodactylos carnosus, 480 nucleotides. The record is from the annotation of a GenBank genome assembly. NCBI's taxonomy places the organism in Eukaryota, Metazoa, Rotifera, Eurotatoria, Philodinida, Philodinidae.